Molecule: messenger RNA, 2690 nt
Organism: Onychostoma macrolepis
Lineage: Eukaryota; Metazoa; Chordata; Actinopteri; Cypriniformes; Cyprinidae
Gene: bzw1b
Product: basic leucine zipper and W2 domains 1b
Exons: 12
Coding region: 162-1418 (418 amino acids)
Cellular component (GO): cytoplasm; membrane
Molecular function (GO): protein binding
Source: RefSeq, a predicted model, not a curated record
UGCAGUUGUACUAGUCCAGCCUUUUUGAAGCUUUAUCAACCUCGUGCUGAGUUUGUGCAAUAUCAGUUUGUGGGGUGAAGUGUGCUGUGCUAGUGAUUAUAUUUGGUUGAUCUACUCCUUGAAACCAGUUGCGUUUAUUCAUAUAUUUCGGGCGUCUUUUUAUGAGUAAUCAAAAGCAGCAGAAGCCAACGCUAACAGGCCAGCGUUUUAAGACUCGAAAGAGAGAUGAAAAGGAGAGAUUUGACCCUACACAGUUUCAGGAGAGCAUUGUACAAGGAUUAAAUCAAACUGGCACUGAUUUAGAGGCUCUUGCCAAGUUCCUAGAUUCCUCUGGAGCCAAGCUCAAUUAUCGUCGCUAUGCAGAAACCCUGUUUGAUAUCUUGGUGGCUGGUGGAAUGCUGGCUCCGGGAGGUGCCUUAUCCGACGACAUGACUCUGACUAACUUCUGUCUCUUCACAGCACCAGAAGAUUUUAAGACCAUGAAAGCAUAUGCUCAGGUUUUUAACAAGUUAAUCCGGCGUUACAAGUACCUGGAGAAAGGUUUUGAAGAGGAGAUUAAAAAGCUGCUCCUGUUUUUAAAAGGGUUCACUGAGUCUGAGCGCAACAAGCUUGCCAUGCUCACUGGCAUUUUACUGGCUAAUGGGAGCCUAUCAGCUUCAAUCCUUAGCAGCCUCUUUAAUGACAACUUGGUCAAAGACGGUGUGUCUCCGGCCUUUGCUGUGAAGCUGUUUAAAACGUGGAUCAAUGAGAAGGACAUUAACUCUGUGGCUGCCAGUCUGCGUAAGGUUGGCAUGGACAACAGGUUGAUGGAGCUGUUUCCAGUGAACAAGCGAAGCCAUGACCACUUCUCAAAAUACUUCACUGACGCUGGGCUUAAGGAGCUCUCUGAUUUUGCACGCAACCAGCAGUCGUUAGGAGCUCGCAAGGAGCUUCAGAAAGAGCUACAAGAGCAGAUGUCUCAAGGGGUUUCUUUUAAAGAGAUCAUUGUGUAUGGCAAGGAAGAAAUGAAGAAGAGUGGCAUCUCUGAGCAGAUGAUGACUGGUAUCAUGUGGACCAGUGUCAUGAGCUUAGUGGAAUGGAAUAAGAAAGAGGAACUGGUCGCUGAACAAGCCAUUAAACAGUUGAAGCAACAUAGCCCCCUUCUGAAGGCCUUCACCACACAGGGCAUGUCUGAGCUCACUCUGCUGCUGAGAGUUCAAGAGUACUGUUACGACAACAUCCACUUCAUGAAAGCCUUCCAGAAGAUUGUUUUGCUGCUCUAUAAAGUGGAUGUUUUGAGUGAAGAGGCUGUUCUUAAGUGGUAUACUGAAGCUCACCUAGCCAAAGGAAAGAGUGUCUUCCUGGAGCAGAUGAAGAAGUUUGUGGAGUGGCUGAAAAAUGCUGAAGAGGAAUCGGAGUCUGAGGAAGAAACGGACUGAGACUGAAGCCAGGUUGCUUCAUUCUGGAAUGAGAAACAAUAGUUCGGACUGUAGAUGGUUCUCUUGUAACCAAGUCGCCUGGUCUAGAUCACUUUAGUGCUUAAUUAACAUGACUGUUUUUAAUUUUUUUUUUUUUUUUUUAGAAAGAAUUGUUACUUUUUUUUAAGGUUGCAAUUGCAGUCAAUAUCAAGGAAGAAUGACUUGUUCUCACAUCUAUGGAACUCUUGUCUAAGACCUUUUUAAGAUGUUAAUGAAAUUGUUCUGGGUGUUUAAGUACAGUGCCGCCAGUGUGAUUUAAUGUUUUGUCUUUACUUUUAUAAAAAUAAAGAUAUUGUUGCUAGUCCAUCUUCAGGAGUUCUUUAAUUUUUGAUGUGUUAUUUCUUGUGACACACUGGUUGUCUGAAUGUUGUGGUUUAUAUGUCUGUCAUGAUAAAAUAAGGAGUUUAAUUGAGAUAAAUUGGCAUACAACAUCUCGAAAGCCAUAAGCACUGCAUGAUUCAAAUGUUAUUUUGCUAACACUUUACAAUAAGGUUUCAUUAAACAUCAGGAAACUACAAGUUAACAGGAACAAUACUUAUGCAGCAUUUAUUAAUCUUAGUAAGUACAGAAUUUACUUAUAGAAAUGUUGUAUCUGUUAACCUUGAAUGGAAAUGAAUGGACAUUAACAUAGGUUAACCCUCAAGCAUUUAUAUAGCAGCACUUAAUUUGUCCUUUAUGGACCAAUUUGGGCACGAAGGUCUCAAGUGUGAUGCCUUUGUGUGUGUCAUCUGUAAAAUUAAAAACCAUCAAUUUCUGUAAUUGUGUUUUUUUUUUUUUCAGUAAAAAAAAUGUAAACAAAUUCAAGUAAGUUCAGACAGCCAAAACCUCACAUACCAAUGAUAGUAUAAAAAUAUGAAUAGCCUCUAUAUGGCUGUAGUACUUAAUGCCUGCAUAUGCUGAAAUCUAUAAACCAUUGUUGUAACAAACUUAACUUCUUAGGUUUUAGAUUUUAUCAAAAGUUAAAAUUGUAGAAUUAUUAAAAUAUAUAUAUACAUUAAAAAAAACUGUGUUGGUGUUUGUGUUGGGUGAGAUUAUACAAAGAUGCCAAAGUAUGCUUACAGACAAAUCUGACCAUGCUAUAAGGAAAUGACAAAUAGGAGACAGAGUUACUUAUUUCUAAUAAAUAUUUCUCUAAUAUUUUCUUUGGGUGUAUGUUUAGAUGACAAACUUAGGAAAAGUAGUCAAGGUUUUUAAUCGUUCAGAUUAAGGAAACUAUAUAUAUAUAUAUAUAUA